AUGGAUAAUGUUGAUAUUUUGGAUGCGGGCUCGAGAUCUGGUCCCGUUGAGUUCUGUGAGGUUUCCAGAACUCCAGCUCGAGACACCCGAAAUAAUGAAGAGUCUGAGAUGUGGUUUGUUCUCCUCGACUCGACGUCUGAAUUAUCGUUGUUUGCGAGUAAUUACUCAAACUUUGCGAAGAUUUUUGUGCCGUUCGGAAUGUCCGAAAGUUAUGAUCGACGUGCGUGA
Molecule: messenger RNA, 228 nt
Organism: Anisakis simplex (herring worm)
Lineage: Eukaryota; Metazoa; Nematoda; Chromadorea; Rhabditida; Anisakidae
Source: the annotation of a GenBank genome assembly